AUGGCCGCAACUACUCCCCGAGGACGCCUCCAAGGCAAGAAUGCCAUCAUCACCGGUGCGGGCGGUGGUAUUGGUCUUGAGACCAGCAUCCUCUUCGCCCGCGAAGGUGCCAAUGUCUUGAUGGCCGACGUAUCGGAGGCCGCCCUCGAGAAGGCAUUGGCCAAGGUGAAGGAGGUUGUGCCCGCUGCGCCCCGCGUUGAGUCGAUCAGCUGCGAUGUGUCCAAGGAGUCCGAUGUACAGGCGAUGGUCGAGUCACAGGAUAGCUGGGGCGGCACCGAUGUGAUCUUCAACAACGCGGGCAUCAUGCACGCCAACGAUGCGGAUGCCAUUGACACCCCCGAGAAGAUCUGGGACCUCACUCACAACAUCAACGUCAAGGGUGUUUGGUUCGGCAGCAAGCAUGCCGUUCUCAGUCUGCGUCGUCACAAGAAGGCCCGUGGCAGCAUUAUUAACACCGCUAGUGUGGUCGCCCUGGUUGGUGCAGCCACCCCUCAACUGGCAUACACAGCCAGCAAGGGUGCUGUCCUCGCGAUGACCCGGGAGUUGGCCAUUGUCCACGCCCGUGAGGGAUUCCGAUUCAACGCUCUUUGCCCUGCCCCAUUGAACACUCCCCUUCUGCAGGACUGGUUGGGUGACGAUCAGGCGAAGCGUUUCCGCCGCGAGGUCCACUUCCCCACCGGUCGCUUUGGCGAGGCCAUUGAGCAGGCCCAUGCUGUGGUCUUCUUGGCCAGCGACGAGAGCAGCUUUGUGAACGGAACCGAUUUCGUUGUUGACGGUGGAAUGACCAAGGCCUACGUGACCCCGGAGGGUCCGGCCACCCCUGCGCCUCAAAACAAUGGCCACUAA
This is a messenger RNA of Penicillium olsonii, 846 nucleotides long. NCBI's taxonomy places the organism in Eukaryota, Fungi, Ascomycota, Eurotiomycetes, Eurotiales, Aspergillaceae. The record is from the annotation of a GenBank genome assembly.